Molecule: messenger RNA, 5111 nt
Organism: Rattus rattus (black rat)
Lineage: Eukaryota; Metazoa; Chordata; Mammalia; Rodentia; Muridae
Gene: Ptbp3
Product: polypyrimidine tract binding protein 3
Exons: 15
Coding region: 160-1824 (554 amino acids)
Biological process (GO): regulation of RNA splicing; mRNA processing
Cellular component (GO): nucleus
Molecular function (GO): mRNA binding
Source: RefSeq, a predicted model, not a curated record
CGUGCCCGGUCCCCGCCCCUGUUUCCCACUCUUCCUUCCACCUCUGACCGGCCGGGGCUGCGGAGCGGCUUCGCUCGCAGGUCCCGGGAGCCGCCGCCCGCUUCCUCCGCCCGCGGUGAGCCCGUCAAUCCCCGCACAACGCGCUCCUCCAUCUGGGCCAUGGAUGGUGUUGUUACAGAUCUUAUAGCAGUCGGUUUAAAGCGGGGAUCUGAUGAGCUUCUUCCUUCUGGUGUCAUUAACGGACCUUCUACCAUGAACAAUUCUACUUCUGCAGGUGUGUAUGCUAAUGGGAAUGACAACAAGAAAUUUAAAGGAGAUAGACCUCCCUGUUCGCCUUCCCGUGUUCUCCAUCUUCGAAAAAUUCCAUGUGAUGUCACCGAAGCAGAGGUCAUAUCAUUAGGUCUACCAUUUGGCAAAGUAACUAAUCUUUUGAUGUUGAAAGGAAAAAGCCAGGCCUUUUUGGAAAUGGCUUCUGAAGAAGCUGCUGUUACUAUGAUAAAUUAUUACACUCCCGUUACUCCUCACCUUCGAAGUCAGCCUGUUUAUAUCCAGUAUUCCAAUCACCGAGAACUUAAGACUGACAAUCUGCCCAAUCAGGCUAGAGCCCAAGCUGCACUGCAGGCUGUCAGUGCAGUCCAGUCAGGAAACCUGUCCCUUCCUGGAGCUACUUCCAAUGAAGGCACAUUGCUACCUGGGCAGAGCCCUGUGCUCCGGAUAAUUAUUGAAAACCUAUUUUACCCUGUCACUCUGGAAGUUCUCCAUCAGAUAUUUUCUAAAUUUGGCACGGUGUUGAAGAUUAUCACCUUUACAAAGAAUAAUCAGUUUCAAGCCUUGCUUCAGUAUGCUGACCCAGUGAAUGCGCAGUAUGCCAAAAUGGCUCUGGAUGGCCAGAAUAUCUAUAAUGCGUGCUGCACUCUCCGUAUCGACUUCUCCAAGCUCACCAGCCUUAAUGUGAAAUACAAUAAUGACAAAAGCAGAGACUUCACUCGCUUAGACCUUCCUACUGGUGAUGGUCAGCCAUCUCUUGAACCUCCUAUGGCUGCUGCAUUCGGUGCACCGGGUAUAAUGUCCUCUCCAUAUGCAGGGGCUGCUGGAUUUGCCCCAGCCAUUGCAUUUCCUCAAGCAGCAGGUCUGUCCGUCUCGGCUGUUCCUGGAGCCCUUGGUCCUCUCACACUUACUUCCUCUGCUGUCAGUGGAAGGAUGGCCAUUCCUGGGGCAAGUGGUAUACCAGGGAAUUCCGUUCUGCUGGUCACCAACCUCAAUCCUGACUUUAUCACACCACAUGGGCUUUUUAUCCUAUUUGGAGUGUAUGGUGAUGUACAUCGAGUGAAGAUUAUGUUUAACAAGAAAGAAAACGCCUUGGUGCAGAUGGCCGAUGCGAGUCAAGCCCAGCUAGCAAUGAACCACCUAAGUGGUCAGAGACUUUAUGGAAAAGUACUUCGGGCUACACUGUCCAAACAUCAAGCUGUCCAGCUCCCUAGAGAGGGACAAGAAGACCAAGGUCUGACCAAGGACUUCAGCAAUAGUCCCCUGCAUCGCUUUAAAAAGCCUGGCUCAAAGAACUUCCAAAACAUCUUCCCUCCGUCAGCCACACUGCAUCUCUCCAACAUUCCUCCUUCUGUUACAAUGGAUGAUCUGAAGACCCUGUUCACGGAAGCUGGAUGUUCAGUGAAGGCUUUUAAAUUCUUUCAGAAGGACCGUAAGAUGGCACUCAUUCAGCUGGGAUCUGUGGAGGAAGCGAUCCAGGCCCUUAUUGAGCUUCACAAUCACGACCUUGGAGAAAAUCACCACCUCAGAGUUUCCUUCUCAAAAUCCACCAUCUGAUCUGUGUGUGAAUUCUCUCCUUCUAUUGGACCAUAAUUUCUGUAAUCUUCAGGCACAGACUGAAGCAGUUCAGGACCAGCUCUGCCUCUUCCAUAAAAGUGACUCUUGGAGUCUGACUGAUACUCAAGUACGACAGCUACUUCUUCUUUCCUCUCAUUUCCCCUACCACUGUAUGAUCAAAAGUUUGCUUUUCCUUUGUAUUGUGGUUUCUAUGAAAAUAACUUUCAGGAAAAAAAAUCAGGAAAGUAUAUUUUAAAUAAUUUAAUUCCCUGAAUUAGAUUUCAGAAGGACAGACUUUCUUUAUGUUUGGGUCCAGAUCAGCCUUACAUGACAUUUCUAAACUCCUUUGUACUUUGAGAAAUUUAAACAUACAGCCUUUUGCAAUUUCUUGAUGUAAUUUAAAUCACCUUCUACUAAGUUUUUAACUUCAUGAUUCAGAAGUUUCCCUGUAGAACGUGACAUUCAUUCACUUGUAAGACUUGUACCAGAUGUUUGCACCUAUUGAUAGCUUAUUAUACACAACCACACGGAGUUGUAUUGGAAACAGGUCUAUAGACAUGCAUGCUUCCUUUAGUCUUCUUUCCCCCUCCUGUGUUACACUCCUUUGAAUAAUGCAUAUCUUCUCUUUUUAAGACUAUUUGGAAAAGCAAAGUGUUGCAACUGUCCCCAGGGAAAUAGAAGUGAAAUUCAGCCUGGAUCUAUUACAAUAUCAGCAUAAUUAGUCAUUUUAGAAAAAAAAAUCAUGUUUUAAAUUUCAAAAUGACAUUUGUCUAGUAAUGUAAUGUGAUCUUGGAAAAUUUUAAAAGAAAAUAAUCCUACUUUUUUAUAAUUGUUUUCAGAAAAAAGUUUACAGUCUUAAGGAAAAAUAUUCAGGUCUAUCAUAUGGUUUGACAGAUUUUUUAAAAGUUAUUUUUGGUAAGGUCUUCUUUUAGGAAAAAAAAAUCUCAAGGGUUUUUUGUACCACUAUAAUCUCUAAUACUCAGAAUUACUGUGUAUUUACUUAAUUUCUUAUUAUGUGCCUUAUUAUGUGCUUAAGAUAUAAUAGGUUAGAAUUUUAUCUAAAUAUCUAGGAGGAUAAAUUGUGGGCUUGGUGAGCAUUCUGUUAUUUCUUUCCUUGUCUUGGAUUUUAAGGGGUUUGGUUGUUUUUGUUUUGUUUUUCUUUUUCAUCACAGUUUUAAGUGGUUUUCAAUAAGUAAUCGUUUCUAUUCAGAUCUUUGGUGCUUUGGUAUAGUGAUGGGAUAGAGAAGGGUGAGGGUUUGGGAAUAAAUAACUCAGUGUGCACCUGUAGGCCUCUACAUCGUGACUGCUGGUUACUGCCAGCGUCAGUGUAGUCAGAGCUAUAGAACUGCAGCCUCCGUUCUGAAUCUGCCUAACCUUUACUGCCCGUUAGAACUCGUCUCAGGAUUACUUGAUUCUUUCUUAGUGCUCAAGUGAGAACUUGAUCUUCUUUGUUAAUGCGACUUCCUUACAGCUAGCACACAGAUUUGGAGUGUUAGAAGUGGGUUUUUUUUUUUAUAUUCUGACCCUCUUACUGUUUUGGUUGAGUGUAAAAGUACAUGUUAAUGUUGCCUCAGUGAUUGUGUCAUGUAAAUUUAUUCUUUUAAUAUGAGACUGCUUUUGUUAAUUCUUCAGUGCUUGAUUGGUUUUUAAAAUACAGAAUUUGUCAGAGGGAUCAAUUUUGUCCACCCCGUCUCACUUUUAAUAAUCUCAGAGUGGAUCAUCUCAUCUUUGAAAAAGUAUCUCAGUCUUUACUUUCAGCUAUUAAUUUGAACAUUAUUUUUUUUUUAAAGAAAGGAAGAAAAUUUUCAUAGAAGCUGAAAGAGGUAACUAUAGGUUGGUUAGAGUCAAAUCAGAAUUCCCUCAGUGCAGAGCAACUGCUGGUAGGCUAGGCAGGGAAUGCUAGACGGGGCAUUUCACAUGGCUCACCCUCAUGUUGGCUGAAUAGAUCAGUGUGACAGUUCUCCAGUGGGUGUUUUCCCACUUACAUUUGAGGUGUAUUUUCACCUGAAUACUGAAUAAGGGAGGGAAAAAAUUAGGACUGUCUCCUCAAAUUUGCUUUUCUUUUUUUCUCACACAGACAUUAUUUUCAGUGUCAUUUUAAAUUGGAUUGCUUCCUUUAUUUUGAGUUGGGAACUACUAUGUAAUUUAUUAAUUCUUGGCAUUCAUAACAUCCAGCAUAAGUGUAGCAAAAGUUAUUGAGAACAGAAGGGAAAUCAUACUGGUGUUGAAUGUAAUUCUGAACUAGGGAUGGCCUUUAAAUUUGAGAGAGAACAUUGAAAUCCUUUUCAGGGAUUUGUGUAGAUAUGUGUGUGUGUGUAUGUGUGUGUAUAAAUAAGUGUAUAUACAUACAUAUACUCUUUUAAUGUUAUAUAUACAUAUGCACAUUACGUACAUUUUAAUUUAUUGACAAAAUUAACAAUGAUUUGAGAACGUAGGAUAUGCUUGCUUUAAAAGAGCAUGUUUGAAGCCAUCAGAUUGUGUCUAAAAUUAGCUGUAGCAUAUGGAUGCUGUCCAUAUUUGAGCUCUUUACUGUUUGAAUUAUAGAGGUCUACAGUAUUUGUGUUAAAUAUCAGGGUGGUGGAGAAAUUCGGUCUGUGUAUUUUUAUUUUGGCAUGCGCUGAUUCAGGAUCUUUUAAGCAGUGGUUUAUUUGUGCUGUUGACCUGUGACGACGCCUUGCAGAGAUAAUUUACUUUGUUUUGUCACUUUUGGGUAUUCUGACUUUUACUUUAUAAAGCAUAUACAUUCAGGACUUAAGGAAAUAGCAGUGCACCUUCAAUAAUAGCAUUACAUGUCAAGAUGUCUUACUUUGGGAUUUGGAUGUGUUUUGUGACAGAUGAGAAUAUAUUCUCUUAGUUGACAGUUUGUUAGACCUUCAGGAUUACCUGGUACCCCCACAGAAUGUCAUGAGAUCUUUGGGACUAAAUGCCAGAGGUAGCUCUUAGUGUUUGCACUGAAUGUUUCAGAGUCAUGGUUGCAGCUUCCUCCUUUGUCUUUCCCCACUGUGGUGAGUAAGGGUCCUGUUGAGGUUUGGAAUGAGCCCUUAUGAUCCAGGCAUAGUAGCACACAGCUGCAGUUGAAGCACUGGAGGAAGAUGAUGGUUGUGACUUUAAACCCAGCCUGGACCACAGGCCAUGGUCCAUGCUAGUCUUGGCAUUACAGAAGACCAGUGCCUUCCUUUCCCCAAUUAAUCUACUGUCAACUUUUAAGUCUUCAUCAUGUCAUUUACUUGAGUAUAUUAAUGUGCAGUUCCUUGUUUAGUCCCAUUAAAUAUUUUUGGAUUAAAAAA